AGUGGCUGAAACAUUCACGAACGACACAGUCGGUCGGUCGCUAACGGAGUUCGCUUCAAAAUUUCAUUCUUUCGGCGUCGUUCUCCUCUUCACGGGUUGGGGGCUUCGGCAAUUAACGGUGUCUUUUGCUUGAAACGAUUUAUGCAAAUCAAAGAGAUAUCAAUAUCAAUUUGGCUCCAUAAAUAUCAUAGCCCGUUUGGACCAUAAAAAACGACCAUAAAACGGCCAACUGUGAGGUAAAAACUAUUUUCCACUUUAGGCUGGACAAAAGCGUGAACAAAUCUGCACACAAAAGAUGUGCUAACCAUGUGAAAAACGUUAUAAAUAAAUAUAAUUCAAACUAUAUUUGAUAAACUCUGGCAUCCUACGGAAGCCGCAACCACACAGCCAGAGGGAGAGAGCGAAAUAAUCCCAACAAUUCCUACAUAAUAAAUCACAUAAAAAACAUGCUACAAUGGAGCUGAUAAAAAAGUACAAACAGGGAAAGCUCACAACUGGCGAUAUACGCAAUCUGAACCACACCGUGAUAUGUCUUAUGAUACUCGUUGCAAUAUUCUCCAUUAUAUGGAGCAUUUCGCUGCACAUGAUAUCGGGGGAUCUGUACGAGGGAAUUGUCAGUGCCAAACUCAUCUUUCGUGAGCGCAACUUUGAUCAAAUGGAUAAUCGCAGCAAGGAGAUUCUACAUCGGGAUUACAUCAAGGCCACACAGCAGGCCUAUGGAGCUAAAUAUUCCGUCCAGGAUGUCGCACCCGAAUCGCUGCAGAGCGAGAGCCAACCCACAAAGCCAACCUUCAAGAUCCCACAUAUCUACGAGUCGAGGGAGAACCGCCCCAGGUUGGAGCGUCUCAUAGCUGACAAUAAAGAGGAGCAAUCGCAGACCACCACGCAGGCGCCAACUCCAAAAAUUGUCUUCAAUGCGGAGGCAGAUCGUCAGUUCCUCGCCAGCAUGGCCCUCGAUGCACAUGCCACGUUUUGGAAUCCCGGCAUUGGCGCACAAUUUGUCUAUGCAUUUCCUCUCAUAUCAGAGAUUGUGGCCAUCAUCUGGACAGCCAUGUGCCUGAUCUUCCAGACGGGCAGCAAAAAGAAUUCUGUCCUGCCCAAACCCUGGCGCAUUGUAGUGCCUUCCAUCAUCAUUUUCUCCGUUAUGAGCCUGGGAAGUGUACUCUACACCAUCCUAACCAACGGACACCUGAAGCAAUUGUGCGGACAACUGCGCGAGAAUCUCACCGAUCCCACAGCCAUCAGCUGCGGGGAUGCCAUCGCCCUGCUGCGGCCCAUCGUCCAUGAGCACAAUGUCUCCCAUGACACGUAUCUGCAGCUCUUCCGUUGCAGCUAUGUGAUCGGCAUGGUGCUGUGGCUCAUGGCCCUGCUGGUGAUGGUGCUGCGGUUCAUCUUCGCCGUGGACUUUCAGCUGGUGGACAUCGAUGAGAUGUUCGAGCAUCGGCCGAGCACCGUUUUCCAGACUCCCAUUCAGCCCGUCUACAGGGAGAUAGUGCAGCAGAGCAGUCCGCAGCAUCAGCAGCAGACGCAGCAGACGCAGCUGAGGCCCAGGUCCGAGGAGGACUAUCAGAGUGCCAGGUCGCACUUGAGUGAAGUGGCGCUGCCGCUGCUGGAUGGACAGCCACAAGUCUCGGUUCGAGCCACCAGUUUGGCCUAAGGCGUGGCAGCAGAAUUGGCAAUCUCAGGUUUAUAUUUAUUCUUACAUCGAG
Molecule: messenger RNA, 1709 nt
Organism: Drosophila subobscura
Lineage: Eukaryota; Metazoa; Arthropoda; Insecta; Diptera; Drosophilidae
Exons: 6
Coding region: 455-1657 (400 amino acids)
Source: RefSeq, a predicted model, not a curated record